Messenger RNA from Apus apus (common swift), 5137 nucleotides. It is a transcript of the gene PIK3R6, whose product is annotated as phosphoinositide-3-kinase regulatory subunit 6. Lineage: Eukaryota; Metazoa; Chordata; Aves; Apodiformes; Apodidae. The record is from RefSeq and is a predicted model, not a curated record. The coding region runs from base 460 to 2724 and encodes 754 amino acids. Gene Ontology annotation, molecular function: 1-phosphatidylinositol-3-kinase regulator activity. The transcript is spliced from 20 exons. Gene Ontology annotation, cellular component: phosphatidylinositol 3-kinase complex, class IB. Gene Ontology annotation, biological process: G protein-coupled receptor signaling pathway; positive regulation of MAP kinase activity.
UGCGGAGCAGGGAACCGACCUGCUUCUACUUCUCUGCUGCACUUUCUCAGGGCUUGCUUUUGAACGUCGCCGCGUUUCCCCUCGGCUGAUCCCUCGACUCCCCGCGGCCGGGUGUGCUACUGGGUCCACGGGAGCCCUUCCUCUUCCUGGGUAGAAGCCCGAGGUGGGGGCCGGGCCGUGCUCAGCAGCGCUGGGGGCUCGGGGCGGGUCCCGCGGCGAUCGCUGCUUCAGCGCCCGGCUCCGGCCCGGCCGCGGAGCCGCCGCCCUGCUGCCUGCUCUGCCGCCUCCUUCCUCUCCUUCUCGGCAUGUGCCUGCUGGGACCGUCCUGACCAUGGAGGGAACUGUGGUCCUGGGAGCUGGAAGGAUGCAAGGGGAGGUGACACCCAGGACCCAAGGCCAUGCCCGUGGGGAGUGAGAAGCAGCUGUGCACUCAUCCCAGCCCCCAGCCCCAGCCCAGCCAUGGAGAGCACAGAGGUGGAGUCAGACAUCCUGCGCCGUGUCCGCACGCUGCUGCGGGAGCUGGACGGGCACCACCCCGCCUGCCAGUGCAACCGAGGGAUGCUGCGAUGGACCCUGCAUAAAAAAAUCGACCAGAAUCCCAGUAACAGCUCUGUCCUGGUCAGAAUCCUGGUGAAGGAGUUGGAAAGGGCAGAACGAGGUGACUUCAGACAUUACAUCAUCCCCUUGCUGCACACACUGAUGUACACCUUGAUCAAGGCUCCCUGCAUCUCUGAGGAGCUCUGUGGCAGAGUGUAUGACUUUUGUAAGAAGCUGCUCACCCUGCCCAAGCCUUUCUGCACCAUUGGCUUGGACUAUGCCAUCAGGCUGAAGAUGGAAAGGACAACACCAGGUAUGUUGUACCAAAGAAUGGUCAUUUCUGAACAAAGUCUCAAAAGUGACCCCUACCCUUACCAGGAAAAGAUUUUCAUCUUUGCUGACCCAGAUCUGCUCUCUGAAGCCAUCUGCAAUGCACUGGUCACCGACAUGGAGGCGGCUCAGGUGUCCCAGAGCCCCCAGGCUUGCAUGUGCUAUGUGAUCACCCAUGCCCUGCAGGCAGCCCUGGGCGAGGGCUGCAACAGCACCAGCUUGAAGCGAAGCCUUCAGGACAUGCCCAUGAGCGAUGUUGAGCACUGGUUUGGGCAAGUGGUGACAGCUGUGGAGUGUGCAGGAGGUCAGGGGAGCACAGGCCGCAGCCAGCACACAGCCAGGAUGGAGAAGAUUUACCACGAUGUCCUCAGCUCUUGCCCAGCAGGUGAUGCUCCCUUGGGAGGGUUGCAGGGUACCCCUCUGCCCAACCCCAGCUUCAGCUUUCACCUCUGGACAGAAGACGACCAGCUCUGGAAGGAACUGGUGCUAUUUAUCCGCCCACUGUCACACACCUGUGAGCCCAGCUGCCUAAGCCAGGACCUGGACAACUUUGAGAUCCCAGACAUCGUUUCAGACUGCGAGUGCUGUCAGCAGAGCCGCUUCUCCGUGCUCUCCACCGACAGCGGCAUCGAGCGGGACCUGCCCGCGGCGCCCGAGGAGCCCUUCAGCCCCUGCAGCACGGAGACCGAGCAGUCCCGGCUCCAGAGGAAGGGUGGCAUCAAAAAAAAGCCAUCACCGCUGGAAGGCGUGGCUUUCCUGCAGGCUGGCUGCAACGGUCCUGGGGUGAAGUCCCCGGCAAAGCCAAAGAGGAAACCAGGAAUUCCUCCGGAGCCUCCAGCCCCACUCCAGAGGCUUCACACUGCCCGCAUCGUGCUGCUGGGGGAUGAUCGGAUCCUGGGGCGCCUGGCCCAAGCCUACCACUCUCUGAGGAAACGAGAAACACGGCGAGUUUUCCUGACUCCCAGGCUGAACCUGCAAUUCUACUACAUCCCAGUGGUGACAGGGCAGCCAGACACCUUGGCCGCUGCGGACCACGCUGCCACCGGACAAGAGGAUCUCUGUGAGGUGGCCAGGUACCUGGGCAGAGCCGACCCGUGGUAUGAGAGCAACAUCAACACGCUGUGCCAUGUGAUUCCCAAGCUGGCCACCAUGCCUUCCUCUCCGAGCAAACAUCUUGUGACUGACCUGUUCAUCACUGAUGUGAUCGCCUACUAUGUCCGCAUGGGCAUCCAGCCUGUCUGCUUCCAGGUCUACGCUGUGAAGGUUUUCUUCAGUGACUCAGUGCAGGAGCCAGCUGAGGAUGUAUUCCUCACAGAGCUGCACACCCAGGUGCAGGACAGCAUCCCCCACAGAGAGUUAAGCAUGACCAAGAGGAAAAUGACCCUGGAUGGCCCUGGCAUAGAUCUCACAGUAACAUACAGAAAGGUUGUGCUGAGCAGCCGGGUGAAGGAGCUGGCUGUGUCCCUGCGCUCCACCGGUCUGGUGAUGAAAACCAUCCCUGCUGAUGAGGCUGAAGACCUGGUGUGUCUGAAUGUGAACAUCACCGAAAUCGUGAAGAUCAACAACUUGUCAGGACGAUCAUUCUCAGCUGUGGCAAACAGGUUGAAAACACGCUACAUCCAAAUCAGGAGCACAGAGCAGAGGCCCUUCACGGUGUGUCUGGACAAGGACAGCAGAAGAACCUACAGAAAUGUGAUCAGUGUGGAAGUGUCUCCUUGCCUAGAGCCCAGCUACUGCUUGCAAAAGACAAGGGCAAUGAAAUUCAGCCUGCCUGAAACAGAAGAUGUAGGGCUUGUGAAAUACAUGCCCAAGUCUCUUCUGUUGCCUAUCAACACAUUUGCAGGCACUAUCCAAUGAAGAAAACAGGAAAAAGCUGGUGUGAGAGAUGUAUAAUUGGGUCAUCAGAAAGGAGAUGGAAGAAAACACACUAAAAGCCACCAACAGUGCUUUUACAACUGUAAUGGUGUAAAAAGCUGUAACAGCAGAGGUGGCCAGGGCUCAGGGAGGACAGCUGUGCCCUGCUGGCUGACAGCCAUGACCACAGCUGACACCCCCCGCCAAGGGUGAAGAACUGAGCUUUAACCUUUUGCACAAGUCAGGAAAAACCUUUGAACUUCUCAAUUUCAAGAAGACCGGGGAAAAUACAGCUGAAGUGAUAGUGCCUGCUCUGCUUGUGGAUCACAGGGCAGUUGCUGUCCAUAAUAUUUAUCCUGGUGAUGUGCCUGGUAGGGAUCAGGGCCUGUUGUGCUAGGUUCUGCACAGCAAACUCUUCAUUCUGACACAGAGUGAUGUAUUUGGGCAAACCAGCAAUUAUUGCCCAGCAAUGGAGGACUUAGGAAACCUCGUUGUAAGCCUGACCACAAUGGAGAGAGCAUGUGUUUGACUCAGCUUCUGUGGAAGUGGGUGGAAAACCUGCAGUUGUUUCAGAGAGGCCACACAAAGUGGUGAGGAAUGGUGUGAAACAGGGACAUGGGGAAUCCAAGACAAUAUUUGGCAGUGCUGGACAGGGCAGGAAGAGCUGAGGCUGCCUAGGCAGUGCUGUGGGAUAUGCUCGGCUGGGAAUGGUAUACAUCUGCUUGAAGAAGAAACCUUGGAGCAGACAACAGAGGCUGCACAACGUCUCUUUGACGCUGGAGCUGUAUCUUUGAGGCCACCUGAGAUUUUGCUUGGCUUUGCUAUGUAACCUCUCUGCAUCUGGCCUGGAGCCUCAGGAGAUCCAGUUGUGUUCCUCCAGUUGUGCAUGCCAGAAAAAAAACACCUACAACCCCAGCAGCAGUGGACCUUCUCCAUGAAGUCAGUCAGCAAUACCUCUCCAUCCCAGUCUGCUUUGCUACUUGGGUUUGAUCUGUGCCUGCGGUGUGGGUACAUGGCACGGUUUGACUCACAAUCAGCAAUUAAACCAUAUGCUCUUGAUCCCCUCCCACCCACGUAGGGAAAGGAGAAAGAAUAAGGAGAGAGAGACUUUCUGGACUGAAAACUAAACUAGACAGCUUUAAUUAAAUACUAAUAAUAAGAAAAUAUGUACAGUUAUAUACAAGUAUGUUCAGGAAUGUGCAAAACUAUUGCCUCCCCCUACCCCCAGCAGCUCCCCCAGCAUCUCCUGAGCUGUGAGCAGCCCCAGAAUGUCCCAGAGCUGCUGCAGAGAGGGCAGAGCAGCCAGGAGCUGAGGGGAGAGGGAUGAGGGGCAGGGAUGCAUGGGCCUGGAGGUCAAUGGUGAUGGAUGGACAGAGUCCUCCCUGGAUGCUGCCCAUAGACAGGAGAGAAGGGAGGAAGAAACAGGAAGGGGCUGGACUUCGGUGAUCCCUGACCUUAUAUCGAGUCUUACGUGUAUAUAUUUGUACGGAAUAUCUCUACCCAAAUUUGCUGUCCAUCUAGUCCGCUCCUCCCUAUGGAAGGGUUGCAGAUACAACUCUUCUGCUGCUUUAGCAUGCAAGCAGAGCAAAGUGUCCUUGAUGUCUCAGCAGUAACAUAACCAUUCCAAUGUUAUCAGUCCACUAGCUGGAAAACUUGCUGCUAGUUAAAAGAGAGCUUACUGAAGAAAAAAAAAAAACAAAACAGUAAAAAGAAAAACAGCUUCAUCCAGGCUCAAACCUGGACAUUAAUUUAUUAGUGCCCAAUAUGGGGCUGUAUAUUUAGCCCAGGCUAUAAAUCUCACUCACUGGUGAACAUUUAGAAUUCCACUUCUGAUGGGAGGAAUCCCUCAGACAGCAAUGGGCAACACCUCUGCUGAAUAUGUUGACAGGUUGAAAACUGAACAGACACUUUCUGCAAUGUUUCUGCUGGACCUUUUUCCCAACCUGUAAUUGUAUAUGUGGCAUGCAGCCAUGAUCAUACUGCUCUGUGUAGCUGCUCUAGUUACUGUUUAAUGGUUUAUCGACAGGACUACAGUCAUAAUCAACCAUGUAAUAACCUCUCUACUGAUCACAGGGGUUUUGAUACUGAUCUGUAUGGUGGCCCUAUGUGUGUACAGAACAAAUCCUCAUGUGAACAGAAAGGUCUAUGUUGGUAAUGGCAGUAGCAGGUUCAGUUUUACUUCUCUGUUUUCUCUCAGGCUGAAUCUCCCAGCUCUUGAUCUAAAUAGCGUUGUUUCAGUAGGGAUGUGUCUGCUGAAUGUUUAUAAUGUAUUGUGCAUGCUUAGGGUGAGGUGUUGUUCCACUCACUGCUACUGCCCCACAGGCAAAGCUGUUGCCACCACUGCUGCUGCUGCAAAGACCAAGGCCACUCCCACUCAAUCCAAAUGAGCAGAAGUUAAAGUUAAUCCUGUGACGAG